Drepanopeziza brunnea f. sp. 'multigermtubi' MB_m1 is the source of this 1464-nucleotide messenger RNA. RefSeq lists its product as uncharacterized. Gene Ontology annotation, biological process: transmembrane transport. The record is from RefSeq and is a predicted model, not a curated record. Gene Ontology annotation, molecular function: transmembrane transporter activity. Gene Ontology annotation, cellular component: membrane. Lineage: Eukaryota; Fungi; Ascomycota; Leotiomycetes; Helotiales; Drepanopezizaceae.
AUGCCAGCCUCGAAUCCUUCAGCAAUCACACAGGCAUCGAGGAUGCUACCUACCUCCAAUUCUGCACGUCACCCCUUUUCUGCAAUCGUUGAGAAUAUAGAUUACGACAAGCGCUCUCACACUACGGCUUCUCACGAGCGUCAACCACUUCUUGUAUAUACUUUGGACGGCGAGUCCGCAGAUGUGGAUCAAAAAUUCCAAGCAGAUAAUAGCGACACAAUGGCGGCUAAACAACAUACAGUAAUAGAGACAGGUGAGACUGGGCCGGCAGGCGUGAGUUCUCCCAAGACGAAUGAGACCAGAAGCUUGGAUGUGGUUGGGGAGAGAAGUGUUGGAGACGAUGAGAUUGCGCCUGAGAUUUUAGGCCAAGGACUGGAUGCGAUUGAAGGGAAGAAGAAAGCAUGGUACUCGUACUUUACUACGAGGGACUUCUGGAUCGUAUUGGCUCUUGGACAAGUCCUUGCGCUCUGUAUCACUGGAACUAAUACCUUCUCGACUCUGCUGGUCAACAGGGGAACUUCCAUCCCAGCUUUCCAAACGCUGUUCAACUACGUUUUGCUCACUUUCAUCUACACUACCUAUACGGUCUACAAAUAUGGAUUCAAAAAGUACUUUAAGCUACUGUGGAUCGACGGCUGGAAAUACGUCAUCUUGUCGUUCAUGGAUGUUGAGGGUAACUAUUUCACGGUACUGGCGUACAGAUAUACCAACCUUCUCUCGGCUCAACUCCUCAACUUCUGGUCCAUCGUCUGCGUUGUGAUCCUCUCCUUCCUUGUCCUCCACGUCCGCUACAAGUGGGCUCAGAUCGUUGGUAUUCUUGUCUGCUGUGGUGGUAUGGGACUUCUCCUCGCAUCAGACCACAUUACUGGUUCGAACGGUGGGAGUCCCCCCACCAUGCUCAAGGGUGACCUCUUUGGUCUCGCAGGUGCGACGUUGUACGGUCUUUCCAACGUCUUCGAGGAGUGGUUCGUUUCCAAGCGUCCCAUGUACGAAGUCCUCGGCAUGCUUGGCCUCUUCGGGAUCAUUAUAAACGGAAUCACAGCCGCCAUCUUCGACCGUAGCUCCUUCCAACACGCCCACUGGGAUGGCGUCGUUGCUGGCUAUAUUGUUGGGUAUACCUUCAUCCUGUCUCUAUUCUACACGCUUGCCCCGCUCAUUCUGCGAAUGGCCUCGGCAGCCUUUUUCGACAUUUCGCUUCUCACUGGAAACUUCUGGGGUGUCAUCAUCGGCAUCGAGGUUUUUCAUUACUCCAUUCACUACCUAUACCCAAUUGCGUUCGUCCUUAUCAUUUUGGGGCUUAUUACGUACUUCUUGGCGGGUAGCAUUCUCGGGGAUAGCAAGAAGCCUUGGUUGGGUAAUAACCAGGAGCACGGUGUUGCGGGUGUUGGAACUGCGAAGAGGAAGGCGAUCAAGCAAGCGAGAAGAGAGGGUCUGCUGGUUGAUCGUGAAGGGCAUAUUGCGUGA